AUGUACAAAAACACCACUAACAAUGACCAACCGACUCUCCCCCGUUUAACCACCAAAGUCGCUCUUUUAGGCCUCGUGUCCUCUCCUUCUCAUCGGAGGAUGGGAAUCAGGCUUAAAACUGGUGCGUAUGAAAUAGAGGAAUGGUUUCGCGAAAACGGCGCUGAAUAUUCCUACUUGGCACCUGAAAACGACACCAAAGCUUCCGUUAAACUUUUCACCGACAAAUGCGGUUACUCCAAAGGUUCCGUACUCCCUCGCAUCCUGGUCAACCCGGUCCUUCGCUCACGCGACUCCCCCGUCCACAAAGUUACAGUGUUUCAAGCUCCCUACUUGACGGACGCUGAAUUGCUUUACCGACGCGUUUCUUCUUCUUCUCCCACCACCGAGUUCUUCUUCCCCCGCGACACUUGUCUCCCGUUCUUUAAUAACAAACCAGCUUGGGCACUUUCUUGGCAGUGCCUGCUGUGGCUACCUAUGAAUCUCGAUUUCCUGUGCCCGGAUUCGAUUAAGUUUCUCUCCGACCCGCCUGAGUCUCUUGGCGUUCUUCUAUGUGUUGUGAACUGUAAGGAUUGUUGUUUAGAAUCGGAAAGUUCGCGGGUCUGUCGUCGUCCGUGUAAGCGGUAUUUGCGCGCUUGUUUUUUGCUUUUUUCAACGACGAAGAAUGGUUGAAUAAAAGCGUUACCCACGUUUUUAAGGUUACCUAUCUGGUGUCCCGAGGUGUUUUCAGUGAGGCCUUUUGGGAUUACAUUUUUUUAUAUGUUUGGAGGUGAAGGGCCACGCGCGGUGAAAAUGGUAAAGGCCUGUGUGCCUAACGCGCAUAACUUGGCUAAAGGAGCUGCGGAAAUGUGAUGGUUGGUGGCAACGGAGGUAUCGAGUCGCGAAACCGCUAAGUUAGGAAUUCCACACUGGAAAAUGCUAUCGUGCGCUGAGGAUUUAUGGUGCAUAAAAGACUUGGGGAAGACUACAAGUGACGGGUCAGUGGGUGACUGGACUAAAUCACCUCCAGGAGUGUCCAAUUUUUGUUGACGCCUAGAGAGUUUUCUAAGCAUGUUGUAGUCGUCACAUCAACAGAAGAAAAUCUGAAGACUUUAGGUAAAUUAGUAGGAUAACAGCAAACACAAAGGAGGGGUGCCUUUUUCUUUUAUAAUUAAAAUUCUUGUUAACUUGCUUUAUUU
Jatropha curcas is the source of this 1175-nucleotide messenger RNA. The record is from RefSeq and is a predicted model, not a curated record. Lineage: Eukaryota; Viridiplantae; Streptophyta; Magnoliopsida; Malpighiales; Euphorbiaceae.